AUGGCGGCAGCGAUCUUGCAGCAGGCGGCCGGCGGCGCCCUCAUGGGCGCGUCGUCCCCGGCGGCGGCGGACUUGGCGUGCCGGGCGGCCGUCAUGGCGGCGCCACGCCUCCUCGGCCUCAUGCAAAGGAACUACCACUCCUCGGCGCCGCGCGCGCCCCUGCACCGGCCAGCUGCGGCGGCAAUCGCCUCCGGGUCCCGCGGCCUCUCGUCCUACGACAAGUACGCCAGCCAGCUCAAGGAUGAGGAGGAGGAGAUGAGGACGAAGAAGCAGCUGGCGGUGGCGCUGAUGAACGACACCCCGAGGAGCAGCGGCGACGGUGACCACGGGGAGGAGGUCAAGAGCGUCAGCAACCUCCUCUCCCUGCUCGGCGCCCCCGCCCCCGCCCCCACCAACGGCCCCACGGCCGACCAGCUCGCCAAGCAGCUGCUGAACGAGCGCCGGAGCUUGCUGGAGAAGAAGAAGAACGCACUGCUGAUCGAGCUGCUCAACGGGGACGGUCACGGCAGGGAUCACAAGACGGCCGAGGUCGUCGCCGCCGCCCGCCAGCUCCUGGACGACCUCGCGGCGUACGAGGAGCGCCGCGCCCACAAAACCUUCUCCGCGGAGCUGAAGGGUCUGCAGAAGAUGGUGGAGGCCAACAGGCUCAAGGCCGAGGCCGACAACAGGAGCGCGAUGAGCUCGAUGGAUCUAGUCAAGGCGCAGGUCCAGUCAACUAAUGCCACCGUCCACUCUUACCGCGCGGACGUGAAGCGGCUAGAGGCUGGGGUGGCAGAAGCCAGAUUAGAGGCAAAGAUGGCUGGCGAAAUCGUGGACUCUGUAAAGAAGAUAGUGGGGACGUUGCAGGGGUCCUACGGAGAUUUGUCGAAAUCAACGGAGUCGGCUAAGAAUCUCUCGUGCUUCGUGUUCUGGUGCGGCGCCCUGAGCGGAUUGAGUUAUUAUAUGAAUUAUUAUUUAUGAUUGAACUAGUUGAGGGCCGCCUUGCAAGCUUUGUUGGUGCCGUGAGAGACAUAGGUACCAGUAGAUCGAUCGAUCGAUCGGGAAAUAUAUACGUCGUGUGUUGAACUCAGUUUUGCCAGUUUUAUUAAGGUCGUGGUGCUUCUUCA
Triticum dicoccoides is the source of this 1106-nucleotide messenger RNA. RefSeq lists its product as uncharacterized. Lineage: Eukaryota; Viridiplantae; Streptophyta; Magnoliopsida; Poales; Poaceae. The coding region runs from base 1 to 960 and encodes 319 amino acids. The transcript is spliced from 5 exons. The record is from RefSeq and is a predicted model, not a curated record.